AGGAGCCGGAGGGGAACUUGAAGUGAUUGUGUUUGCGUGUUUUCCAAAUGAAUCAAACACUCUGCCUCUCUCUGCUGCUCUUCGCCGCCGCAGUGGCUGCCGGCGAAACAGACAGAAAUCUCUCUUCCGGCGGGCUGGUAUGGUCUACUGCCACGGAGGAGUCCGAUCUAGUUCCGCCGGAUGACUCCGACUCCGACGGCGUGUUUUCUUCACUGGACGGCAUAUUGCAGUGGGCGAUAAGUCAUUCUGAUCCCAAGAAGUUAAAGGAAUCAGCACAAGCUCGGCAACGGCUCUCACCAAUUGACCUCCAAAAACGUCAAAUGGAAAUCAAGGAAAUAAUGGAGAAAAUAAAAAUGCCAUCAGAUGCUGAAUUGAUGAAAAUUGCGAUAAAUGACUUGAAUAAUGUCUCUACGUCUUUGGAAGAUAGGAACCGUGCUUUACAGGAGCUUCUUGAGCUUGUUGAGCCAAUAGAUAAUGCAAACGAUUUAAACAAACUUGGGGGACUUUUGGCGGUUAUGCGAGAACUUAAUCACUCUGAUCCGGGUAUAAGGACAGUUGCUGCAUGGGUUCUUGGGAAAGCUAGUCAAAAUAAUCCAAUUGUUCAGCAACAGGUCUUGGAGCUUGGAGUACUCUCAAGGCUGAUAAAUAUGGUAAAGUCUAAUUCCAUAGAGGAAGCCAAUAAAGCAUUAUAUGCUGUUUCAGCUUUGAUUCGGAAUAACUUGGCUAGUCAGGAAUUGUUCUAUGCUGAAGCUGGAGGUUGGAUGAUUCAGGAUAUUUUGAGGAAUGCAAGUCUCGAUAUAAGACUGCGGAGGAAGGCCAUGCUUCUAUUGGCUCAUCUAGCAGAGUAUCAAUUAGAAAAUGCAAAUAGAGAUGAACCAUCAUUUUUCAAUGACCAGGAUCUGUUGAAGUCUGUGGUUGAUUUAACUGCAUCGACCGACCUUGAUCUCCAGGAAAAGGCUCUUAUCGCGAUUAAGAGUCUCUUGCAACUAAGGACUACUGAAGCUCGGGUUUUCAGGGACUUCUGUGCUUUAGGCGAUGCCCUGAAUAGAAUGAAGCAGUUGUUGCAUGAAUUGAUGGCGGAUGAAUAUGAAAGAGACUACGCGAUGGAUGUGGAAAGUCUUCGUACUGAAGUGGAAGACAUUUUUCAUAGAAAGUUGGCAAAGCAAUUAUAUGAGUUGUGACAUACCCUGAGAUUAUGGUGUUGAGCUUAUAUCAUAUCCUGUUUCUAGAGCCUACGUUUCUCACAAUUUUGAUGUAUGCACGUUUGACGUAUUAAUAAUAAUUUUAUAGGUGUACAUGUUAAUACCCGCCUAUUCUACUAGCAUUU
Messenger RNA from Gastrolobium bilobum, 1327 nucleotides. RefSeq names its product hsp70 nucleotide exchange factor FES1. The transcript is spliced from 7 exons. Lineage: Eukaryota; Viridiplantae; Streptophyta; Magnoliopsida; Fabales; Fabaceae. Bases 48 to 1181 code for a protein of 377 amino acids. The record is from RefSeq and is a predicted model, not a curated record.